Molecule: messenger RNA, 1987 nt
Organism: Moneuplotes crassus
Lineage: Eukaryota; Ciliophora; Spirotrichea; Euplotida; Euplotidae
Source: the annotation of a GenBank genome assembly
UUUUCAACCUUUUGAUACCAACAAAUUCUUGAGAUCUACAUUAAAAUGGAGGAAGAACUGUCUAGCAUCAGAGCCAAUAAGCUUGCCAAUCAACAACCGGUAGAGUUCUACAACAAACUCAUAAAGUACAAGAGGAUUCAAAGGAAGUGAUACAACAACAUUGGGUGUCUGAAUUAUGCAAUGGAGGACUAUGAUGAAGCCAUGAAAUAUUUUGAAAAAGCUUGCAUUGAGAAAGAUUUUGAAGAAAACAUAGCUCACGAUGUGGCUAAUUCAGAAAGUUCUACCAAGCUUGAGAGUAACACUACCGAAGCAUUGGAAACUGGAUCACGGCUUUUGAAUUAUGCCAGAACUUUCAUUAAGAAGGCUGAGUGAUUAGCUGAGAAAAACAAGAGUGAGAAAGAUGAGAAAGAAACUCAAAGGAGAAAGAAAACAAUUAGUGGUCUCUAUCAAUCAGCUAUCCAAAAAAUCAACCAGGCUUCAAAGAACACUGUUCAAAGUGAGGUAGGAAGAGAGAUAGAAAUACUCUCAUCUCUUCUUCUGGUACGUGCAAACAUGUACAAUGAAAUCUCUGAAACAAAGGAAGAAGCAAUUCAGAACUUUUACGCACUAUACAAUUGGGUCAAAAAAUCUUCAGACGUGAAGAGCAAGGAGGAUAGAGGCGAAUUCGAUAUUCUUAGUGAAAUCCUUGAACAGACCUACUAUUAUUAUGAAGCAGCAUUAUUCUUCGACCAUUUGAAGAAUCUUAGGAAGAAUCGAAAAUUUAGGUCAAGUAUCACUUAUUCAGCCACUAUAACUCAAAGAGACACUUCAUUCCAUCCGAACUUUAGAAGUAUAAAGUUGAAUGAGCUUGAUGAACCUAGCUGUAUCUUGCAGAUUUCUGUCAAAAUGAGUGGUUCUCUUUGAGGGACGUAUUACAUUGAUCCGUAUAUAUACCAAAGAAGUCUUGAGUUGUAUCAGGAGUUUCUUGCCUCAACCCUUCACAAGCCUGAAAUCGAAAAUAUCGAGAGCAUCACUGAGUUCAUGGAUUUUUCGAAAAAGUGGAAUGUCAUGAUCUCUUACAACAGCUCGUUUAUUAACACUUUCUACAAAUCUCUUUAUUACAUCGAGACUAUCAAGGAUAUUAUGUCUGAGGAAGAUAUGCUGACCUUCUUUACAUAUGAAAAGAACUCUCUGAAGAGAUCUGUUAACAAGAAAUUAGUCAAAAAUAUUAAUUUCAGUGAUAAUGUAGAUAAUUUCUUAACCAUUAAACCAGAAGUGCAUAGUGAGAAUCAAGUCAAUUUUAUGCAAAGGCUCUGUAACUUUUUGGAGGGUACUUCUAACCACAAACAGACUUUGGAGAUGCUACAGAGUAAAGAAAUCAAGAAUCUUAUGAUUGCCUUCACCUCUAGGAAGGAAUGGGAUUCUGUUUUUAAUCAAGAUACAUGUAAGUUCAUUGAGAGACUCAAAAUACCUACAAAAGAAGACAAGAAUGGUUCCGAUAGUAGGCUGGGAACACCUGCUCCAGAUACUUUCACCAGUAACGAAGAAAGUGUCUUUGAAUCAGAGUCUAAAAAGAGCGAUGAAAGCUCGGAGAAUGAGGUUGACAAAACUUCUUAUCACAUGUGUGUCGUAAUCAUAGUCUUCCCUGAUGACUCAACUUUUGAUUGCGAAUUCAAAGAGAAAAAGCCAUUGACUCAAAGAAAUAAAGCCUCAAGAUUUAAGACUAUUAUUGAUGACAAUAUUUCGGACGAGAAUCAUGAACCCUUGUUUAAGAGGCGUGAUCCGAAUAAACCUUUGGAUUACUUAGAAGACUGCAUUAAUGACAAGGAAUACCCUAUCACACUCAUUGAGAUUGACAACCAAGAAAACACCAUUGACUCAGCAGUUAACUUUGUCAAGGAGUUUAUCAAAGCAUCCAGACAUGUGCCUUACAGGUUGGGAUUUGAACAAAUCGAUACUGUGAAGUAGAUGCACAAAGUUCUGAAUAAAAGUUAUUAAUGACAUCUUA